This is a messenger RNA of Effrenium voratum, 503 nucleotides long. NCBI's taxonomy places the organism in Eukaryota, Dinophyceae, Suessiales, Symbiodiniaceae. The record is from the annotation of a GenBank genome assembly.
AGCUAUUGUCUCAAGCCGAUCAGUGCUGCUUGCUUGAUCGAAGCGAGUGUUGCCGUCAUGCUGGCAGCCUACCGUGCCGUUCGACCCAGCCUGCUCCGCCAGGGUGCUCUGGCACGCUUCUCUGGCGGUAUCAGAAUCCUGGAGGAAGCACACAAGGCGCAGGAGAAUUUGUACAUGCACCAGGAGGAUGAGAAGCUGCUGGCCAAGAUGAUCGCAAAUCAUCCUGAAUUGAGCCCAGAGUACCAGGGCAUUAAGGGAAUCAUGAUGGAUGACUCGCAGAAGGUUGAGGACAAGGUAAAGAUGAUCUUCAUGAAGCAUGGCAUCCCUCCGGUGAACAAGGCACUCAUCCAGGAUAUUGUGGCACUGGUGGACACAGCCAAGUGAGACAUGCCCGACCGAGUCUCAAGCGGCGGAUUAGGACAGUCAGACCAGACGUGGGGGGGGGGGGGGAAAUAGCAGUGCUGCCUGCUCCAAUGAAUGUUUCGCCUGUUGCAGGCCCGUGC